GUUAGGCGAUCUGACAGAUGAUUGACAGCCGAGGAGCGCAGCUCGUUGUGAACGUUAAACUUUGAUCGCUGUGCGUCACGGUUAUGGCUGCUGGGAUUAAACUUUUCUCACCCUGGAGAUUUGACCGAUUCGCCCGAGCGAGUAAACCUGCCCUCGUAGCGUGUGUUCAGAUACACAGCUCUGCUGCGGUGAUGGGAGCUUCAGUGGAAGACUUCAACGCCGCCAAAGAUAAACUAGGAACCCUGAAGAAGGACCCAGGGAAUGAAGUCAAACUCAAGAUCUACGCACUCUUUAAACAGGCCACACAAGGCCCCUGCAACACCCCCAAACCCGGCAUGCUGGACUUCGUGAAUAAAGCUAAAUGGGACGCGUGGAAGAGUCUGGGCUCGGUGACACAUGAAGAGGCCAGGCAGCGGUACGUGGACCUCAUCUCGUCUCUGGUGGGAGCAGAAGCUCCUGUGGUUUCAGCGCAGCCCGCCGCGGGCGCUAAGGGCUUCCAGACCCUGCUGGUCAGCGCCGAGGACAACAUCACCACCAUCCGACUCAACAGACCCGAGAAGAAGAACGCCAUCACUGUGGAGAUGUACAAUGAGCUGGUUGAAGCUUUGGAUCUUGCUGGCAAAGACGAUUCUGUCAUUACCGUGAUCACAGGAAGCGGAGAUUAUUACUGCAGUGGAAACGACCUGAACAACUUUACAAAGAUCCCUGAGGGCGGAGUAGAGAAGCUGGCCAAAGAAUCUGGGGAGCUACUGAGGAGGUACGUUAAGGCAUACAUCGACUUCCCCAAACCUCUGAUCGGAGUCAUAAACGGACCGGCGGUGGGGGUGUCGGUGACUCUGCUGGGGCUGUUUGAUAUCGUUUAUGCCACAGAGAAGGCGACGUUUCACACACCCUUCAGUCAGCUGGGUCAGAGUCCAGAGGGCUGCUCUUCGUAUCUUUUCCCCAAAAUGAUGGGCGCGGCAAAGGCUAGCGAGAUGCUGUUGUUCAACAAGAAGCUGACGGCCGCUCAGGCCUGUGAAGUGGGUCUGGUGACCGAGGUCUUUCCAGAAAGCUCCUUCCAGUCCGAGGUGUGGACCAGACUCAAGGCCUAUGCCAAACUGCCCAAGAACUCUCUGGCUCUGUCGAAGCAGCUGAUUCGCGCGGUGGAGAAAGAGAAACUUCACGCCGUGAACGACGCUGAGGUGGAGAGGCUGGUGGAGCGCUGGCUCUCAGACGAAUGCAUGCAGGCCAUCAUGAGCUUCUUCCAGGCCAAGUCUAAACUCUGAGAAGAUCCCACGGAGCCACGCAACGUACAAAAUGACCUCUGUAUGCAAUAGUUUUACUAGUUAAUCCUAUAGCCUACAAACACCAGAAAGAAUCACCCAACUCAUUCUAGGGUUUGUAUAGGACUGGAUGAUGUAUGCAUAACAUGAGACCUUUUAUUCAGUCAUUAUGUCAUAACAGUUUAAUAAGACAACCAUGUAAUAUAGUGUUUUGGAACGAACCGUCUGUACCAGAUGUGCACUUAGUAGGUUGUAACACUCAGUGCCUUACUAAUGCAUUUGUGUUCUUUUAUCUGAGGGCCAAAAUUCAGUAUGCUCCGUUUUAGAUGUAUCGAUACAUUACAUCAUUUGUAUAGUCCUGUGACAUUUUGUCUUGAAUACAGUUUUAAUACCUACCUGAA
Molecule: messenger RNA, 1663 nt
Organism: Puntigrus tetrazona (Sumatra barb)
Lineage: Eukaryota; Metazoa; Chordata; Actinopteri; Cypriniformes; Cyprinidae
Gene: eci2
Product: enoyl-CoA delta isomerase 2
Exons: 10
Coding region: 84-1265 (393 amino acids)
Molecular function (GO): fatty-acyl-CoA binding
Source: RefSeq, a predicted model, not a curated record